Myxocyprinus asiaticus (Chinese sucker) is the source of this 6667-nucleotide messenger RNA. Its product is annotated as sphingosine-1-phosphate phosphatase 1-like. The transcript is spliced from 3 exons. Gene Ontology annotation, cellular component: endoplasmic reticulum membrane. Gene Ontology annotation, biological process: sphingosine metabolic process; phospholipid dephosphorylation. Gene Ontology annotation, molecular function: sphingosine-1-phosphate phosphatase activity. NCBI's taxonomy places the organism in Eukaryota, Metazoa, Chordata, Actinopteri, Cypriniformes, Catostomidae. Bases 290 to 1651 code for a protein of 453 amino acids. The record is from RefSeq and is a predicted model, not a curated record.
UCUGUCAGUAACCGGAAACGGCGUGGGGGGUCGGUACAGCAGGACGAUUGUAAACCUCAAAUGUGUUUUGUUGCCUUCGUUUUCUUCGUGUCAUAUAUGUCCAGCAAUCAUUUUGUCACUGGUCAUAAGGGUAUUUGUCUCGGUUAGAUCGUGCGUUUGAGUGUUUGGCAUGGAAACGGCGAGAAUGGUUUAAUAAUCUACGACGCUGUUCACUGUCGGCAGAGUUUCGGAGCCCCAUCUUCUCUCGGUCCUACCGGGUAGGUUCAGCUUGCGCAGUUUGUCGCUGGACAUGGCAAGCGGAUUGAAAGAGAGAUUUUUGCGGCUCACGCGUUACCUGCAGGACCCGGAGCACGUCGCACGCUUCCAGCGACUGUGCGGGGUGCGCGGGACCGACAUGCGGGACAAAGCCUACAACGGGGCAACGUUUAUCCGCCACGGGGAUGUUCAAAACGGAGGUGGGGAUGGACUCCGCCGGAGAACAACAGAAUCAGAGAUCAAUGGGCAGAAGUGCAAAAACGGAGUGGCGAAUGGGACAGCAGUGCUUGCUCCAGGAACCGGGAACGGUCAGCACAGCGGGCGAGCACCGGGUGAGCAUAUGGAGGACGGCUCUGAACUGAACGAUGCUCGGAGAACCACAGUAAAGCCGUUGCGCAGAAACUCUCUCACCGAAGACGUCGGCCAAGAGUUCCUCAUCGAGAACAAGUUUCUCUUCUACCUUUUCACGCUCGGUACCGAGCUUGGGAAUGAGCUGUUCUACAUCAUGUUCUUCCCGUUUUUCAUGUGGAACGUGGACGCGUACGUCAGCCGGCGGCUCGUAGUGGUCUGGGUGUGGGUCAUGUAUCUCGGACAGUGUACAAAAGAUGUGAUCCGGUGUCCGAGGCCCGCCUCACCGCCGGUGGUCAAAGUGGAGAUGUUCUAUAACUCUGAGUACAGCAUGCCCUCCACUCAUGCCAUGUCCGGUACAGCAAUACCGGUGAGCCUAUUCCUGCUGACCUACGGACGGUGGGAGUAUCCUCUGCUGCUGGGUCUCUCUCUGGCUCUUAGCUGGUGUGUGCUGGUGUGUCUGAGCCGCAUAUACAUGGGCAUGCACUCCAUACUGGAUAUCAUUGCUGGUUUCCUGUACAGUUUGCUGAUCCUAGUGAUCUUCAGUCCUGCUCUGGACAUCAUUGACGCCUUUAACUGCACUCAUCGCUUUGCCCCUCUCCUCAUCAUCUCACUUCAUGUGGGACUGGGCCUCUUCUCCUUCACCCUGGACACCUGGAGUACCUCGCGAGGUGACACCGCCCAAAUCCUGGGCUCUGGGGCGGGUAUUGCCUUGGCAUCCCACAUUAACUACAAACUGGGCCUGUUGCCAGACCAACCUGCAUCGAUGCUGCCUCUCCACCCCAAGCCUCUCACUCUCAGCUUGAUCGGGCUCUGUCUGCUACGCUUUUGCCUGGGCGUCAUCAUUCUCCUGGUUACCAGAGCCAUAAUGAAGGCUCUCACAAUCCCGCUUGUGUGCCGGAUCUUUGGGAUUCCGUGCGACGAUGUUCGGAAGGCCAGGCAGCACAUGGAGGUGGAGCUGCCAUAUCGAUAUAUCGUCUAUGGAACAGUGGGGCUCAAUGCACUUUUCCUUGUGCCUUUCCUGCUUGGACAUAUGGGUCUGAUGUGAUUUGAUCUGACGAGCUUUCAGCCAAUAAGAGCACUUUUGAACUGCAAAGGCCCCUCCCCACAAUCAAUGAUUGGUUAGAACUAAUGCCAGUCAUUUUACACUGUGCAUGUUUUAAGUUUUACUUAUGAUGCACCUUGCAAACGUUUCAUAAAUAUAAACUAUCCUCCAUCAUUGUUGUUCAUUUAUACUUUAGCAGAUUGUCAAAUCAGAUCAUCUGUUUUUGGUUUUAUUCUUAAUUAAAAAAAAUUAGAGUUUGCAUUGCAUAUAUCUGUUUAAUUUUAGAUUUUAAAACCUAUUCUGAUCUAUAAUCAUAUUAGAAACUUUUGUAUCAAAGGGCUUGUCAACAUUUUCUCAAGCAAUAUAGUGGUUUAUUGUAUGUUUAAUUAUCAUACAAUUUAGAAGAUUUUGCAGAGUAGAAGCAAGUUUUGCUAAUGCCAUCGUAAGUUUAUAUUAGGAGGACUCAAACUCUUGCAUCAAGAGUUGAAAAUGCUUCAUGCUCAGAAGACUGAAACUUUGUUUUAGAAGACAGGUUGUCACCUUUCAGGUGUAACCGAUGCAAAUGAGUGGUAAUCUGUCUGCCAUGGAUUUGCUGAAACUGAUGACGGCAUUUGUAUUUCUCUUGUUUCAAAGACUUGCAUAAAAUGCAAAAAUUGUGGACUUAAAAGAAGGGUUCAUCCAAAAAUUUUAAUCUAGUCAUCGUUUACUCACCCCAUGUCAUUACAACCACAAAUUUUUUUCUUUCUUCUGUGAAACACAAGGCGAGAUUUUCAGCUAAAUGUCAGAGCUCUUUUGUAUUCAAGGAAGUGGAUGGUUAAUUAAACUACCAUGCACCAAAAAAAAAAUAAAAUAAAAAAUAAAAAAAAAACACUAUAAAAGUAUAACAAAAGAAGAGGAAGUUCAUAUGACUUGUGCGCUAUAUUCCAAGUCUUCUUAAGACAUAUGAUAGCUUCAUGUAAAGACCAGACUGACAUUUAAGGCAAAUCUCAUUGCGGUUGCAUUUUUCGACCCCAUGACGUCAAACCUGCUAAUGCACGUCUUAAAACACUUUUUUUGUUUGUUUUUAAUGGAACUGCAUGGGAAAUGGUGACAAAAUGUAAAUUUUUGGGUGAAUUAUUCCUUUAAAUGCAAAUGUCAAUAGAAAAAGCCACUCCUAUCAUAAUGGUUAGCUGUUUGGGAGUAGCGUACCCUUUUGGUACUUGUUUCAGGUUCUUCCAGAUGUGUAGCCUUUGGUUUUUACAGAUCUAUUGCUCCAAAGACUCUUCCUCCUCUUGUGAUGAAGACUUUUUUUUUUUUUUUUUUUUUUUUCAAGGAUAGACUGCCUUAACUGACCACUAGCUUCCAGGUUAAACCCAACCAUGGGUUGUUUUGUACAUUGAAAGUAUUGGCAAUGCACUAGUGAUUCUGAAUAAUGUUUAAUAUUGAUAGGUAAAACACAAGUCAGGGAGUUUGGCUCAUAAUCAAAUUAUUUUAUAUAGUAAAUUUCUCACUCUGCUUUCAUUCCCUGUAAGUUGCUACUUAAAAUAUGGUACUGUGUGUGUGUAUAUGUGAUUUUAUUAUUCUCAAUGAAAAACACCACGAUUAAGAACAGAUUAACAAAUUCUUACUUAAUAGUAUUUAGCAGUGUCAUAUUGCAACAAAGUAAAUUUCAGGGUUGUCCAUUCUUGUUGCCUUUUCAUAAUCAAUGUUGUGUUUAAUGUAUAGUUAAGAUGAGUUUGUGGUACCAUUUUAAAAUGCACUGUUCCCAGUAUGCACUGCUCUGCUACCUAUGUGCAUGCAUGUGUGUGCUUGUGUGGUUUUUCCGCUGUGGUGACCUGCGCUUGGGCUUGCGUGCCACAGCAGAAUGCAUGUGUUUUUCUCUUUCUGUGGCCUUGUGGGUCUUGUACACAUGCAAGUUCCUUUUUCUUGCUGAAACGGAAGGUAAUUUCCCAGUUUGUUAUUUUUGUAAACAUGAUUGUUUUGGAUUCACAGAACAAUGAGACAUUAAAAACAUCAAUUCUACCAACUAAAGCAAAUGCUGACAUUUGCCCUUCCACUAAUACAUUCAUUUUAGAACAAUGCAGAUCUCCAUAAUUUAAAGGUCAGAUGGAAGAGAAAUUACAGACAGUUCAUGAAGUAGGAAGGAGAGAAUAAGCAAAAAUCACUCGUUUUUAGGACCAACUCUAUGUGUUCCUUACUGUGUGAUUCCUUGGUUCCAUGAUAAAAUAAAUCAGUGAUUGGUUUGUGAAUAGCAAUAGUUAGCUUUUAUGCACUAGUAAUUCGUAAACAUACAAUUUCCAGAUUAUUAAGCAACGCAUUCACUGUAUUUAACUAAUAGUGAUUUGUUUAUGACCAAAUAUGGUUGCUGCAGUAGCUUUAUAUAAACUAUUUAUUGUAAUGUUCCUAUGACCAGGCCCAGAUGGGAAUCUGCACCUACAGAACUCUUCCAAUUUUAACAGAUUUUGUAGUUUUACAUGACCCACACCUACUUGCUUGUUUUUUUGGCUAAUUUUUGGUGCUCUUAGCUGCCAAUAAGAGUGUAGUAUUCUCAGGUCCACUGAACGCAGUUUACCCUCCAAUCAGUGCAGAAAAUUAAGAAGUCCACAGAUUCCAUAUGGGCCUGCCCCAUGACUCUGAUUAAGCUCUUGGUGUGAGAAACUAGUCCAAUGGUAAAAUUCUCAUUUAAAAGUGCAUUCUUUUCUGUGUUUUGGCUUUCUGUGGGUUUUACAGGCAAGACUUGCACUGAAUAAACAGAUUCUAAAUUAACUACCACAGAGUGCCUUAUUGUGUAAUUCUCUGACAUUCUGCAAUGUUUGAUGUUGGGAAACAAAGCGACUCUUAUUCUUAGUGGUUUCUUUUUCUUCCAGUUGUGUAUGUGGAAAAAUAAAUCUUAAACUGAACUAGAAUACUUCAAAUGAGAAUUACUGAUUGCUGCUCGGUCCACCCUGGUUUGUCUGUGAUUACGUCCUGUGUGUGCAAACAAACAACAAAAAUAAAGUUUAAAAAUCAGCUUCUUUUAAUGUUUUAUUCGUCUGAGUAAGUUGAGUUGCUUAGUUUAAAAAAAAAAAAAUAAAAAUAUAUAUAUAUAUAUAUACACACACAUAUAUAUACAUACAGUAUAUUGCUUUGGAAUCAGUUUGUCCAUAGGUUUAUUACUAUGUAAAAAGACUGCUUUGCAUAGGGCUGUUUAAUUGUACCAUAGACGGUUUGUUUGCUUUGCCAUAAUGUGAAUACUUCAUUUCACAAUUCUUUUUUUUUUUCUCUCUGUAUCAAAUGUGUUUCAAAAGGUUUGGAUACUGUGUGUUCACUUAUGUAAAACAUUUGUUAGUGAUCUUUUAGGUGCUCUGAUUCUCUUGUGUGAUGUUGAUUUUGGUAUUUAUGAUUUCUUGUUUAAGUAUCUGUAAAUACUGAUGACUUUUCUCUAAGUAUUGUAGGAGGCAUUCUAAAGGUGUCAAGAGCUUGUUAGGUGUUGCUUGGUUUAGAUCUAAAACAGCAACUACCAUAAAAAUCUAAUAAUUGUAAAUGGCUAUUUAAUGUUGUGCACAAUGAUUCUGGAGAGCAGCUGAACUUAAGACAAAACAAAUUCAGUGACCUUCACCCAGUUCUUGGCACCUGCAGAAUGACACUCCCACAGGGCUGAAAAUGUAAUGCACAAAUGACCAAGAAUUCAGUGUUAUAAGGACAAGUGUGCUCGUAUUAGAAGGUGUGUUUUUCCUAGAAUUUAUCUGAUGAUCUUUAUUUUUUCCAAGAUUGUUUGGCAUUUAAUAUACUUAAUCUAAAGCAAAAAUCUAUUAGUCUUAUCUGUUUUUGAAAGACUAUAAAAAAUAAAAACACUAUAAGCAGCAUAGGACUGGGUUUGAUAAGCACAUACUUGUUCAGUCUCUGUAUCAGAGGAAGUUGCAGUGUUCCUGCUGAGAUCAAUGACUUUCACAUAACGUCUAAAAUAUUAAUGCACAUGUGAGCAUGUUUUAGCUAGAUGAUUAGUCCGGGCAGUUCAAAUGCCAAAAACAACAACAACAACAACAACAACAACAAAAAAAAAACAGUUUCAAUAUGUAAUAUAUUAGUAUAUAAGAACCAAAUUCCUAUUUGUGUUCUUUGAAAAUACCAUACAGCAAUGUUUGCCAAACUUUGUUUUAUACCACCAUAACCCCAUCAGUAAGACUCAAGUAUCCCUUUGUUGAUGCCAAAUUUGAAAUGUUUUGCUUAUACAUUUAUUUACACUGGAUAUCAUGUAGUAGUACCAUUAAUACUGUAAAGAAAAUAAUAAAAAAACACUACAAUGAUUCAGUUUUGUAAGCGACUACAAAAUUACAAGAUGCAAUUGCAAGAUUUACUUUAAUCUAUUGACAGUCCUAAAAUUUUAAGUUGUAACUUCUGUUUUAUAUGUUUAACAGAGUACCCCCUGGAACUUACACUGUUAAAGAUUUUUCCAUCAAAAAACGGUAAAGAACUGGCAGCAGAGUUGCCAGCGAGUUACUGUAAAAUUAACUGUGUCUUGCUGUUGCUGAAAUUUACAGUUUGCUUCUGUUUUUGCAAAUACAGCAUAAAGCUGUAGUCGCCGGCAUCAUACUGUAAAAAUACAGUGUUUUACUGUUGAUCAAAUUAACAGCUAGAUACUGUUUUUACAGCUACAGUAUACAACUGUAAUAUAGCAGCAUACAGCUGUCAGGAGUGGUGGUGGUGUAGUGGACUAAAGCACUGAACUGAUGAACAAAAGGUUGUUGGUUCAAUUCCCACAACCACCACCAUUGUGUCCUUGAGCAAGGCACUUAACUCCAGGUUGCUCCAGGGGGAUUGUCCCUGUAAUAAGUGCACUGUAAGUUGCUUUGGAUAAAAGCGUCUGCCAAAUGCAUAAAUGUAAAUCACAUAGCAUCUACUGUUGAUGAAAUUAACAGCUAUGUUCCCAGCAUGAAGAAAUUACUUAAUUUUUACUCUUUACUAGUUUAUUUUGACAUUGUUUUUGUUGCAGUCUAAGUUACUUGUAUUUUAAUGUUCAGCUUUUACUUUUUUACAUAAAAGUAUGUUUGUUAAUUGUCA